UAUCAACAAUGGCUACACAUAGUUUUCAAAUUUUAUUUUUCUUUUGUCUUCUUAGUUUUAUUGUUUCUCUUUCUCAGGCAUUCAACAAUGGUUUUAGUGUUGAACUCAUCCACCGCGAUUCUGAAAAAUCACCAUUUUUUCAACCUAACCAAAACAAAUACCAAAGUAUUAUCAAUGCCGCACGUCAUUCAAUCAAUCGCGCCAAUCAUUUCUAUAAAAGUGCCGCAAAAGAUGCACCUGAAUCAACCAUACUCCCCGAUGCCGGUGCAUAUCUCAUGACAUAUUCAGUUGGUACUCCACCAUUUAAGCAAUUCGGUAUAGCUGAUACUGGUAGUGACAUUGUUUGGCUUCAAUGCGAGCCUUGUGAAACAUGUUUCAACCAAACUACUCCUAUAUUUAAGCCAGCACAAUCAUCUACUUACAAAAACGUCCCUUGUUCGUCUGACACAUGUCAAUCCGUGAGAAGUUCGGGUUGCAGCGGCAAAAACAAUUGUGAAUAUACUAUUACUUAUGGCGAUGGAUCAAAAUCAGAAGGAGAUCUUAGUGUUGAUACUGUUACAUUUGAAUCCACCACCGGUGCUUCCGUUUCAUUUCCUAAAACCUUGAUAGGAUGCGGAACGGACAACACCGUUACUUUUAACGGCCGAAGCUCCGGUAUUGUUGGCCUCUCUGGUGGACCCGCGUCUUUAAUAACACAACUAGGAUCCACAAUUGGUGGUAAAUUCUCUUAUUGUUUACCACCAUCAACUCUCACAUCAGGUUCUUCAAGUGCUACUAGCAAACUCAGUUUUGGAGAUGCUGCAAUUGUUUCUGGUACUGGCGUUGUUUCAACUCCUAUUGUUACUAAGAACGGUGAGAUUUUCUACUUUCUUACAUUAGAAUCAUUUUCCGUCGGAACCAAAAGAGUAGAAUUCGCAUCAUCAACUAAUGCUGUUGGUGAAGUUGAUGAGGGUAACAUUAUCAUUGAUUCCGGUACAACAUUGACGCUUCUGCCGUCCGAAAUUUACUCUAACUUGGAGGCAGAAGUCGCAAAAGUAGUGAAUCUCGAGCGUGUUGAUGAUCCUAACAAUUUAUUUGACCUCUGCUACACUCUCACAUCGGAAGAACCUGAGUUUCCUGUAAUCACUGCGAACUUCCAAGGCGCGGAUGUCGUGUUGCAACCUGUUAGUACUUUUGUUCAAAUUUCUGAUAGUAUUGCUUGCUUUGCGUUUACACCAGCUCAAGAUCUUGCCAUCUUUGGAAACUUGGUGCAACAAAAUUUGUUGGUUGGUUAUGAUCUUGAAGCAAAGAAGCUCUCGUUUAAGCCCACUGAUUGUUCUAAAGAAUAA
Molecule: messenger RNA, 1328 nt
Organism: Vicia villosa (hairy vetch)
Lineage: Eukaryota; Viridiplantae; Streptophyta; Magnoliopsida; Fabales; Fabaceae
Product: aspartic proteinase CDR1-like
Exons: 1
Coding region: 9-1328 (439 amino acids)
Biological process (GO): proteolysis
Cellular component (GO): extracellular region
Molecular function (GO): aspartic-type endopeptidase activity
Source: RefSeq, a predicted model, not a curated record